Messenger RNA from Paramuricea clavata, 1623 nucleotides. Lineage: Eukaryota; Metazoa; Cnidaria; Anthozoa; Malacalcyonacea; Plexauridae. The record is from the annotation of a GenBank genome assembly.
AUGAAAGCUUAUGGAUCUGACGGAGAAAGUGCCCUCAUAAAAGCGUUGGAGUUAGAGUUUCCAUUUGCCCUCGGUUUCCUCUGUCGAACACACAUUGCGCGUAACAUUGAACACAAGAUCAAAUCUGAUCUACAUCUGUCAAACAGUUUCUACACAACAGUUGUAAAAGAUGUGUUUGGUGAUAAGCAGCACCAAGGAUUGGUGAAUUGUAACAAUCGUGCUGAAUUUGAUUUGAAUCUAUCCAAACUCAAGGUGAAGUGGGACAGGCUGGAGCAGCAAGAAAGGAAAAAGAAAAAGAUGCCAGAUGAUGCGAAAUUUUUCUUUUAUUUUGAAAAAAACAAGGCCGACGCGAUUUACCACCACUGCCGACCAGAUCUUCUUCGAGAAGUUGGCAUCCAAGAGGACAUGUUUGACAAUAAUGCACCGGAGUCCAUGAAUGCUUCCUUGAAAACCUGGUUAGAAGGUAAGAGAAAAGAUGUCUCACAGGUUAUCACUGAUAUUCGUGGAUUUGUGAUGAAACAGCGCCAUGAUGUUGGCAAAGCAUUUUCUGAAAUGUCAGGCUCAUACGUACUGAAGGAGGAGUACAAAUAUGCAAAAAUGCCUUCAGACUUUUGGUCUCUAGAACCCUCCACAAGAAAGCAGCUUCUUGACAAGGUAUCAGAUGUUCCAAUGAAAACUGUUGAUACAGGUGAAGUUCAAGGUAAUUCCCUUAACACAGAGCUUUCAAAGCUUACCGCAAAGUUUUCUGAUGUACAUGUAGCUGCAUUGAAAGACAAGGCAGAGACAAUCUUAAAUGGGAAUAUUCGACAGGGUUUCAGUGGGCCUAAAUCACGUAUCGUUCCAAGUGAGUCAGGCGGUCAACCACACGUUAUAAAGUGUGUCGAUGGCCACAAAUAUGUUUGCACUACACCUUGUCUCCAAUUCAAGAUGCACGCGGUAUGCUCGCAUUCAUUGGCUGCAGCUGCUGAUAACCACGACCUCCGUUGUUUCGUUUCAAUGUAUCUUGAAAAAGACAAAUCUGCUAAUCUAACUGCGGGAUCGAUGGCAAAAACAACUCGCCAUGCGGGGGAAAAGCCUGGUCAUACUGCCAGGAAAAGGAAUAAGCGGAAAGAAUCAGUUGAAAACGUGCAAAGAGUUACGUUGGGAGAAGUACUAAGAGAAAUUCCUCCUGAUUGCACCCAACUGCGAUAUUCAGCAGAGGCUUGUGAUCCCCAUAGCUUGAAAGUAAAGUUAACUCGUGUUACUGCCACACGACCGGAGAAACCAGUAGUCCGACCAACUGAGAGCACUCCAGUUGAGCUCAUACAAAUCAGCGGGAACAUAAGGAAAUGUGCAGGCUGCAGAGGUGAUUUGAAGAAUGGCCCAACCUCUCGAUCUAUGCAAGACGUAUCCUCACUGGAUCUGGAUUCGCAGUAUUGCAUAAGGCAUAAAGAAGAAGAUUAUGUAUUUAUUGCAAAAACAAAUCAAUGGCUCAUGAAAUUUGAAAAUAAACACUACCACAUAAACAGAUCUUGUAUCGUUGGGCGAAAUCCAAAUUUCCAAGCAAACAACCUGCAGAUAAUGCUACCUCACACCAUGAGCCUAGAACUAAGAAAUUUUCGUUGUAUCACGUCUUUAAACUGA